AGGCUGCUCAGCUGAAGCGCGUCUCUCCAUCAGCAGCAGCUUCAGCUCCAUGGGGACACACAGACACACUUUACUGCUGAUCACCGUCCACUGCUGCUCUACUGCUGCUUGUUUUCAUGACUUUGUGGCGCCGCAAACUUUCUCCGGAGUGGAAUACAAAACAUCACAAAUCAAUGGAUUAGCACUGAGAAGUGUGUAGGAUUAUUGUUACUGCUGUGAAGUGUUUUUUAUUGGAUGUUCAUGAGUAUUUUGUCCAUGUCUUCUGUCGGAUGAUGGCUCAGGCAGUCUCUGUCAUUCUACUGUUUGGCAUUAUUCUGAAAAUCAACUGUGUUGCUGCCAUUGAACUGCGGUUCAUGCCUGAUCCACCAACGCUGAACAUCUAUGGCACUCACAGGAUGAACAGAUCUGACAACCUGGAACUAACAUGCAGAGGUCGUCAGUACCUGAGGUGGACGACCCCACCUACGAGCACUCGCUUCUCCAUCAGUGACUGCAGCGGGUCGGGACUCUUCUGCACCACGCUGCGGAUCUCCAACGCAACUGUCAAUGAAACUGGACAGUACCAGUGCUUCUACAGAGACCUGAAAGUGGAAGACGGCAAGACUUCAGCAGCCGCUUAUGUGUUUGUCCACGAUUACAAGGUGCCAUUUGUUCCGUCUGAAAAAGAAUUGGAGGUGGUGUUCAUCCGCGAGGGAGAGCGGGUGGUAAUACCGUGCCGAGGCUCGGUGGAGGAUCUCAACGUUACGCUCCAUACUAAGUAUCCAAAUAAGGAGCUUCGUCCCGAUGGAAAGGACUCGCUGUGGGACGCCAGGACGGGUUUCACUGUUCCCAGUCAUCUGAUCAGCUACGCCGGCGUCGUGUCCUGCCAGACUCGGAUUGGAAAUGAGACGUUUAAGUCCCCUUUGUACAUUGUUGCUGUUGUUGGAUACAAGAUCCAUGAACUCACCGUGACCCCCGAGCAGGAGAGACUGUGUGUGGGGGAGCGGCUGGUGCUCAGCUGCAUCGCCAACACCGAGCUCAACGUGGGCAUCGAGUUCCACUGGAUGCACUCUGGUCAGGCCCUGACCUUGGGGAAUGGUUCGAGGCUGAGCCACACAACACCUCACAAGACGAAGCUGUGGAACUCCCUGGAGCUGUCCAACACACUCACUGUGGAGAACGUCACUGUGGAGCACACUGGAGAAUACACCUGCACUGCAUCCAGCGGGCAGAUGGAGAAAAGUGCUUCAGCAUUCCUUAAAGUUUAUGAAAAACCUUUUAUUGAUAUGAAAGAGCCACCGAUGAAGGUUUUGGAGGCAAAUGUGGGAGAUCAAACGACGAUCUCUGUGAAGUACUCAGCUUAUCCAGAGCCCAGCUUUAAAUGGUUAAAAAAUGGCGUUCCACUGAAGGACGAUUACAGAAUAAAACAGAAAAACGAUGCCCUCGUCAUCCGUGGAGUCAAAGAAAUGGAUGCUGGGGAAUACACGAUUGUCCUGUCCCAUAAGAUCACUAAAGAGGAACAGAGACGCUCUGUCCAGCUGCUGGUCGACGUGCCUCCUCAUAUCAUUGAGAAGGAGGUGGCGGUGGACACUGAUGUGUACCCGUACGGCAGCAGUCCCACCCUCAGGUGCACCGCCCGUGGAUUUCCCACACCUGCAUACAUCCAGUGGCAGUGGAUGUCUAAAGAGGACUGUCCAGAGGCCUUCGAGUUAGGGCAGAUUGAGUCUGACUUCCAGCUUGCUGAGUGCACAGGUUGGAGAGAUAUCAGCAACAGCACUGGUCACCACCCGGUUGAACAUAUAAUGAUUGACACUGAGCAUGGCCAAAAGAAAACUGCAAGCUUUUUGAAGAUUCAGAAGGCAGAGGCCCAUGCCCUCUACAGAUGCAUGGCUGUUAACAAAGUAGGAGAGGAUUCACGCAUCAUCUUUUUCCACGUCACACGUGGCCUUGAGGUGAGCAUGUCUCCACCCAGCGAGCCCUUAGAAGAAGACCAUGUGGUUCUACGGUGUAAGGCGGACAGGCUGAUCUACACCAACCUCGCCUGGUAUCGUGUGACCAAUAUCUCAGAGUCGGAGCAGGUUGCGCCGGUGCAGCCCUGUCGCUCCCUUUCAAUGCAGCGUGUAGGGAUGUCCAGCCUGCAGGGCGCCAACGUGACCCUGGAGCUGUCACUGCCGAACGCGUCCCGUCAGGACGAGGGUCUGUACGCCUGCCAGGUGGAAAACAUUAAGACCCGGGAGAGAACCUGCCUGCUGCGCCGUCUUUCUCUCAAAGGUCUUGAGGCUUCAAGGAUCCUUAAUAAUUUUACAGAUCAAAAAGCUAAUGUGAGUGCAACAGUUGAUCUCCGCUGUGAUGCUGCUGGGACUCCAAGCCCGAUUGUGGUGUGGACCAAAAACAACCACACUGUGGUAGAGGGCUCAGGUGUGAUUCUGAGUCAGCACAACCACAUUCUGACCAUUCAGCGUGUGAAGAAGGAGGACAGCGGCCUUUACACCUGCACUGCAUGUAACAGCCGGGGCUGUGACACCUCACAGGCAUAUUUGACAACUGAAGGUGCUGAGGAAAAGACUAAUGUGGAACUGAUUGUUCCCAUUGGGUCAGUGGUCAUCGCCAUGUUUUUCUGGUUACUGAUCGUCUUUGUCAUCCGUGGAAGAAAGAGACCAAGUGGUGGGGAGCUGAAAACAGGCUACCUGUCCAUGAUCCUGGACUCUGAGGACAUGCCCAUGGACGAGCAGUGUGAAAGGCUCACAUAUGAUGCCAACAAAUGGGAGUUUCCUCGGGACAGGUUGAAGCUAGGUGACCCACUGGGACGAGGAGCGUUUGGCCAGGUGGUGGAAGCAGCCGCCUUUGGCAUUGAGAAAGCUACCACAUGCACUACUGUUGCAGUGAAGAUGCUAAAGGAGGGAGCCACGUCCAGUGAGUACCGCGCAUUGAUGUCAGAGCUGAAAAUUCUCAUUCACAUUGGACAUCAUCUCAAUGUGGUCAACCUGCUGGGGGCCUGUACAAAGCCUGGAGGGCCACUAAUGGUGAUUGUGGAGUACUGUAAACAUGGAAACCUCUCCAGCUACCUGAAGAGUAAGCGCGGAGAGUACAGCCCCUACAAGAGAAAGCGUCUGGAUAGCCAGAAGUGGGCAUCUGCAGAGGAGGAUGUGACCGAAGGGGAUCUUGGUCUGGGAAAGAUUGCCCAACUGGACAUCUGCACAGGAACAGCUGUUUGCUCCAGUGGUGGAGACAUGGCUUCAGGCAACAGCAUGGACACUCAGGAAGAGAGCUCAGACGAAGACCAUCUGACUAUGGAGGACCUGAUAUGCUACAGCUUCCAGGUGGCUAAGGGCAUGGAAUUUCUCUCCUCCCGCAAGUGUAUCCACAGAGAUCUAGCUGCCAGAAACAUCCUGCUUUCAGAGAACAAUGUUGUGAAGAUCUGUGACUUUGGCCUCGCUAGAGAUGUCUACAAAGACCCUGACUAUGUCCGCAAGGGAGACGCACGUCUUCCUCUGAAGUGGAUGGCUCCUGAGACCAUCUUCGAUCGGGUGUACACCACACAAAGUGAUGUGUGGUCCUUUGGGGUUCUUCUCUGGGAGAUCUUUUCUCUGGGGGCUUCUCCAUAUCCGGGUGUUUGCAUUGAUGAGUUAUUCUGCAGGAGGCUGAAGGAAGGCACCAGGAUGAGACCCCCAGAGUACGCCACCACUGAAAUAUACCAGACCAUGUUGGACUGCUGGCUGGAUCGUCCCACAGAUAGGCCAACAUUUGCAGAGCUGGUGGAACAUCUGGGCAACCUGCUCCUGGCCAGUGCUCAACAGGAUGGGAAGGACUACAUCCCUCUGACAGCAGGCAGCGAGGCAGAAGGAUCUCCAGUGAACCCUGACCCCAGGAGCCCCUACAGCAGGCCCCAAAGUGAGGAAAUCCUUGAGGCUCAGCUCCACUAUGACAACCCGUCGUCCCUUGGGCUGGUCCAACAGAGCGAGAGGUGCGGUCGACCCCUCAGUGUGAAGACGUUUGAAGACAUCCCUGUGGCACUCAGCAGCGUCAUGGAGGGCCACACAGACAGCGGCUUCACACCAGAGGAGGUAAAGGGUUUGAAUCAACAGCUGCCAACUACUCCCAACUUCAGCCAGCUGCUGCGCUGUAAGAGUAAAGAGUCUCUGGCCUCUGAGUCAUCCAAUCAGACGAGCGGAUACCAGUCAGGCUACCAUUCUGACGACACAGACGCCCCGAUCUAUGCCAACGAGGAGGUGAUCAUGAAGCACAAAAUGCUGAAGAAGCCUCCACUGCCCAAGACGCCGGACAAAUUCAACAUGGAGAUCCGCUACACCACGCCACCCGUCUGACCCCAACUACUUAACCCUGAGUCUUAUCACUGUACAGUGUUUCUUUACCUUCCACAGGUAUCACACUUUAAGAACAAUGACGAGAUGUUUUUGACAAGUCAGCUGGGAAAAAUUAAGGUUGUAUGAUAAGUUUGUAAGCUCUUUGGACAGCCGGAGGAAUGCUUUCAUGUUUACUCAGGAGUAAAAAGGUCUGGGGAGCCGAGACACGAGGACACGCCUACUUCCUGAGUCGCAAUACACCCACUUCCUCUAUUGCAGGAAAUGACAUCUGGAAUUUUUAGAUAAUUGAAUCUGCAAAUGUUUUCUUUCUGUCUUUUUUUUAAAUUGUGUUGGCACAUUAAAUGCCUGGUAAGAAGUUCUCUCAGAUCAAUCAGAACACUGUUUCUGUAGAGUCACAUUUGUACAGUUCCGCUAUACUCAUAACUGACAGUAUUUUAAAGGGGUAUUACUAAACUUGCAAUAAAUGUAACUAGUUUUAUAAAAUAAAAAUACUCACUGAUUAA
Messenger RNA from Centropristis striata (black sea bass), 4807 nucleotides. RefSeq names its product kinase insert domain receptor (a type III receptor tyrosine kinase) (gene kdr). Lineage: Eukaryota; Metazoa; Chordata; Actinopteri; Perciformes; Serranidae. Gene Ontology annotation, molecular function: ATP binding; growth factor binding; vascular endothelial growth factor receptor activity. The coding region runs from base 270 to 4304 and encodes 1344 amino acids. Gene Ontology annotation, biological process: positive regulation of angiogenesis; positive regulation of kinase activity; vascular endothelial growth factor receptor signaling pathway. The record is from RefSeq and is a predicted model, not a curated record. Gene Ontology annotation, cellular component: signaling receptor complex; membrane. The transcript is spliced from 30 exons.